AUGCAUCUCCACUUCCCCCUCACCUCCGCCCUAGCCCUAGCCCUAGCAACAACCGCCCUCGCCCUGUCCCCCCACCUAUCCACCCGCCAACAGCCCUUCAAAACAACACCCAUAUCCGACUUCUCCGAACCCUGGGCCUUCGCCUUCCUCCCCGACUCCCGCAUCCUCGUCACAGAGCGAAAGGGCAACCUCCUCCUCGUCGACCCGGCCACGAAAGCAAAAGCCAGCAUCACCGGCGUCCCCGCCGUCUCGUAUGCCGGUCAAGGCGGUCUCCACGAUGUUGCUUUGCAUCCACAGUAUGCGAAUAACAGCAUCGUGUAUAUCAGCUACGCCGAAAACGGUUCCGGUGGCGCAGGCUGCGCGGUCGCGCGCACCAAGCUGAGUCUGAGUGGUAGCAGCGGCGCACUCUCUGGUCUCGAAGUCAUCUGGCGGCAUUCCCAACGUGCCACAGGCGGCCUUCAAUUUGCAUGCCGUUUGAAAUUCGGUCCUGCCGACGGUGCUUUAUACAUUUCCUCAGGCGAGAUAAACCAAAUGCACCCCGCCCAAUCCAUGACCUCCAACCUAGGAAAGAUAAUCCGUCUCUACGACAACGGGACCUCCUACGCCUCCAAUCCAUUCGCCUCUCAAGGCUCUAUUCAAUCCCAGAUCUACACGCUCGGCCACCGCAAUCCACUCGGUAUCGAUUUCGACGCGCAGGGUCGUUUGUGGGAAGUCGAGAUGGGUCCGUUUGGAGGCGACGAACUGAAUUUGAUAGUGCCGGGAAGCAAUUAUGGAUGGCCGGUUGUGUGUGAGGGACGGCAUUACAAUGGCACGUUGAUACCGAAACAUAGUACGAGGCCCGAGUUUGCGGCGCCGAGGGCGAGUUGGGUUCCUGUUAUCUCGCCUGCUGGCCUGAUUAUGUACAAAGGUGACCUUUUUAAGGGGUGGAAGGGGAAUGCUAUCAUUACCGGUCUUAGCGCACAAGGGCUUGUGAGGGUGGGUAUUACGGGGGAUGUGGCGAAGGAGGAGCAGAGGAUUGGGAUGGGGAAAAGGAUGAGGGGGAUUAGGGAGGAUAAGGAGGGUGCGAUUUGGGUUAUUGAGGAUGGGGCUGGGGGGAGGUUGUUGAAGCUUACGCCGAAUUGA
Molecule: messenger RNA, 1122 nt
Organism: Alternaria infectoria
Lineage: Eukaryota; Fungi; Ascomycota; Dothideomycetes; Pleosporales; Pleosporaceae
Exons: 1
Coding region: 1-1122 (373 amino acids)
Source: RefSeq, a predicted model, not a curated record